Messenger RNA from Pungitius pungitius (ninespine stickleback), 1062 nucleotides. RefSeq names its product leukocyte surface antigen CD53-like. Lineage: Eukaryota; Metazoa; Chordata; Actinopteri; Perciformes; Gasterosteidae. Gene Ontology annotation, cellular component: plasma membrane. The transcript has 8 exons. Bases 141 to 821 code for a protein of 226 amino acids. The record is from RefSeq and is a predicted model, not a curated record.
UGCUUUUGCUCAGAAAGAGGAAGUGAGAAAGAGGUGCUGAAAGCCCCACAGAGGGGAAGUGUGAACAGCAGCAGCACCAGUUCCCGCAACAGAGACGGCCUCAGCAUUCUCCCAGCCGGUCUGAUCAGAGCAGCGACAGAAUGGCUCAAGGGUGCCUCAAGUGUUUGAAGUACACCAUGUGCUUCGCCAACUUCCUGUGUUUCUUGUGUGGCGUGGCGGUGCUGAGCUUCGGCAUCUACAUGAUGGUGGACUUCCGGAUGGCCGCCCUCACCCCGACCCUGGCCCGCUUCAACCUGGCCAACAUGCUGCUGGUCAGCGGCAUCGUCAUCACCUGCGUGUCCUUCCUGGGCUUCCUGGGGGCUCUGAAGGAGAACCGCUGUCUCCUGCUGACGUUUUUCCUGCUGCUGUUCCUCCUGAUGCUGGUGGAGCUGACUGUAGCGUGCUUGCUACUCAUGUAUGAGAGCGAGAUAGGUAAAAUGGUGGAUGAGGACCUCAAAAAGGGUUUGGAAAAGGCCAAAGGAGAAACUAGCAACACAACCGAUGUGAUGAGUGAGUGGGACCUGCUUCAGGUUCAGUUGGAUUGCUGUGGAGUCCACAACGCGUCAGACUGGGGAGAAAAUGUGCCCCCCUCCUGCAAGAACAAAUCCUCUCAGAUCAGAGAAAAGGGUUGUUUGAUAAAGUUGAAGAACAUGUUUGAGGACAACUUCCUAACCACUGGGAUCUCUGUCAUUGUCCUCUGCAUUAUUGAGGUCUUGGGGAUGUGCUUCGCCAUGACGCUCUUUUGCCACAUCAGUAGAUCCGGACUGGGCUACAAGUUAUAGACACUCUCUCCCAGGCAAUAUAUCCCGUGUCAGCAAAUCGUAAAACAGUUAAUAUUGUACAGUUCUUGUGUUUGCAUGUGGCUAGAAAAAGAUUUGAUUUUAGUCUGCUUCUCCCAAAAAUAAUGAAAAGCAGCAGUUUCUGUAACAGUAUAAACAUAUGGUACAACUAUACAAGCUUGAUAACUUUUGAAUGAAGUAUUUUCUACAGAAUUAAAGACGGCACUCCUCCAUUUUGACUAAC